Daucus carota subsp. sativus is the source of this 789-nucleotide messenger RNA. RefSeq lists its product as uncharacterized. The record is from RefSeq and is a predicted model, not a curated record. Lineage: Eukaryota; Viridiplantae; Streptophyta; Magnoliopsida; Apiales; Apiaceae. The transcript has 4 exons. Bases 70 to 435 code for a protein of 121 amino acids.
AAAAAACUUUGAAAGAAUCCAUAUUCAAAAGUCCCCCCUUUGUGAUUCUAGGGCACUGAAAAGGUAAAAAUGGAAGAAGACGACUCGAGAAGAGAAGCUGCAAUUGCAUCAACUCCUUCCUUACGACCCGAUUUCAAGCCCAACGACACCAAAAUCACCCAAUCUCAGCUAGCCAAAUUCCAAGAGCUGCACAGGAGGCGCUUGCAAUUAAAAUCAAAACCGAAGACUAAGAAAAAAUCGAAAGGGAAAGACCAUGUUAAAGAAAGUGCAGUUGAUUCAGUUGAGGAUUCUUGUGCUUCGAUUUCUGUAGAGAGCAAUUUCAACAAUAGUUUAACUCAGCAACAGGAAAUCCCAAAAGAGCUAGCAUUAAAGCACCGGAAGCUACAUUGGGGGCUUGACACAAAGGAAAGAUGGGAGAGGAAAUCCAAUAUGUAACUGCAUCUCCUCUUGCAGAUAAUGCAGAAUUGCGCAGUCAGUUGAACACGUUCACAUAUAUGUCUCUUCUGCCUCGUGGCCCAUUGCUCAUGUAAAGAGCACUACAAGAUGUUGAUAACCAUGUUUCAGUUAUGUCAGAGGGAGUCUGGAGUACUGCAGCAAUCCGAACAUGAGCUCAGGAAACUGUAACUGCAUGUUAUACAUCACCCAUGGAUGUAUUUAAGAAGGAUAUAUGUCCUAGAAUCUUUUUCUUGAGUACUUAAAAUUUGUAUCUUUAAGAAUCUCAAGGUUAUACAUGAAUACAAAUUUGGUGAAUAAGUGGUGAAUAAAUACUUGUUGCUUUUCAGUAGUCAA